This is a messenger RNA of Mycena citricolor, 6712 nucleotides long. NCBI's taxonomy places the organism in Eukaryota, Fungi, Basidiomycota, Agaricomycetes, Agaricales, Mycenaceae. The record is from the annotation of a GenBank genome assembly.
CCGCCUUGUGCAUCGUUUGCAACGGUCAUGGCACCCUCGUCGUCGUCUGGGGCGGCGACUUCGGUCCAAGUCGCCCUCCGGAUAAGACCCCCUACCAAUCAAGACUCGACCUCCAUCCCCAGUCGAUUCCAGCGCUCCGUACUCCAUGCAACCUCCUCCACCUCCGUAUCCGUAGACCCGACAUCUGGACCACCUAAUGGGGGACCCUCCCCUGCAGUCUCCGCAGCCUCAGCAGCAGCGGCGGGCAAAAAGCAGGUCUUCUCCUUUGACAUGGUCCACGGCCCACCAACGACGCAACAUGAGAUGUUCGUGUCGACCGCCUACCCGAUGAUAUCUCGCUUUCUCGAAGGGUUCAACUGUACUAUCCUGGCAUAUGGCCAGACGAGUAGCGGCAAGACGCACACCAUGACCGGUAUCGACUUGGACAGCGACCCCUCAGAUCCCAACAACGGGAUGGGAAUCAUCCCCCGCUCAGUCUCUACGAUCUUUACCUCGGCCAGGCAGCUCAGGGAAGACCGUGCUGGCGCUUGGACAUAUACUAUCAAGGCGUCUUUCAUCGAAAUCUACAAUGAGGACCUCAUCGACCUUCUUGUCGACGACAAUGGCGGCGUGCGGCGGGAGGUCCAAAUUCGGGAGGACAAGGAUGGUCACAUCAUCUGGGGUGGUCUGCGAGAGGUGACAGUAAAAAAUCCUGCAGAAGUCCUUACGCUCAUUCGAAAAGGUUCAUCCAUCCGACGCACCAACGAGACGGAUAUGAAUGCUCAAUCAUCCCGUUCACAUGCCAUCUUCUCCCUCACUCUCAUCCAGAAAAAGUUCGCCGGUUCAGGUCCUCCGCCACGAUCUUCUUCACCUCUACCCGCCAAUGGCCGCUCUCCGUCCCGGCUCGCCCGACCAGGCUCUAUGUACGCUGGUGGUCCCUCAAGUCGUGUCGCAUCCCCCACAGGCGGACGUCCGUCCACUCCUAGUUUCGCCUCUGCAAUGAAUCGCGGAAGCGGACUGCGACCCUCAAGUGCCAUGGGCCACAACACUGAACGAGCGAGCGUGGACGAUGGGGAUGGUGAAUGGGUCACCAUCACGUCUAAGUUCCACUUUGUCGACUUGGCUGGUUCCGAGCGACUCAAACGCACAGCAGCUGCUGGAGAACGUGUCAAGGAGGGCAUCUCCAUCAACAGCGGACUGCUCGCUUUGGGCAAUGUCAUCUCGGCCCUGGGCGACCCGUCGCGGGCGAAAACGCACAUGUCACACGUCCCGUACCGAGACUCGAAGCUUACUCGGCUGCUGCAAGACUCUCUCGGCGGCAACGCGCAUACCUUAAUGAUUGCUUGUGUGAGCCCAGCGGAGUGGAACGCAAACGAAACGAUCAACACCUUGAAAUACGCUAAUCGGGCGCGGAACAUCAAGAACAACGCCGUCGUGAAUGCGAAGGAAGAUGGGUGGGACGACGUCGAAUGGCUCCAGGGUACUGUGCGGCGACUGCGAACAGAGCUCAAGUCGCUUAAGGACGGAGGCUCCAUCUCUAUCCCUGUCGCUGCACCGGAAUCCAACGCAGUCGAAGGUGCAGGAAAGAAGGUGUUGGCGCAGAUGACCGAGCUGCAGAACAACUACGAAGAUCUGCGAGAGAAGUUCGUUGAGCGAACCGAGGAACUGACACGACUCCGUCGGGAGUUGGGCGAAAGACACCGCGGCAGCACGGGUGGAGCCAUCCCUGGCACUGGCAAGUACGAGGAGAUCGUUGGGCCGGUCAUUGAGGAAUACGAGAAGACCAUCUCGGCGAUGGAGGCCGAAUUGACUCUGAAUCGUGCUGCGUUGCGCCAUACCAAUGAGAUGGUCGAAGAGAAGGAAGAUGAACUCUCUGCCAUUACGGAACGUCAUUCUGCUACAGAACUUUACGUUGAGGAGUUGCGAGCUCGGGUAGCUAAGUUGACGGAACGGGAAGCUUCGACUGAGGCUUAUGUGCGAGAUCUGGAGGAGAAGAUGAAGUCUUACGACGAGACUUCGAUCACCUCCAGUGAAUCCAUGACUGAUCUGAAACGAGAGGUCAUCCGCUAUCGCGAUUCCGAAGCGCACUCCGCCAAAUACAUCGCCGAUUUGGAGGCCAGACUUGCGCGCACGGAUGAAUCGGUGCUCGCACUGCAGCAGACGAUCGAGAAGCUCGAGUCGGAAUGCGACCGUCGCCGUGACGAGGUUCAGCAGCUUCAAUCUCGACUGGAAGCUUUACGUAACGAUGGCGACAAUUGGCGUCAUGAUCUGGAAGAUCGGGAGAAAAAAGUCCGUGAACUGGAGGAGAAGAUGCAAGAAUGGGAAGCAAGGAAACAAGAAGCAGCGGACGCUCGGGUUCGCUUGGGGGCUGUUGUCGAUGAAGUGGCUACUGCUCGCAAGAGCUUGGAACUGAAUGUCGUCAACGGACACCCCCAUGUGAAUGGUGCCUCAACCCCUGACGAUGCAGAGACACCUUUGGCAUCGGCCGUUCCUGGCGAUGCGGAGGAGAAACAGACCAUUCCUUCCCCUGCCGUCAUCGCCGAAAGCUCGAAAGAGAUUCCAGAGAACUCGGCGGCUGAGCGCCAGCUGCUUGCGUUGCAGCAAACCCAUACUGCGACAUUGGCCGAUCUGUCCUCCAUGACCGACAAGUAUCGGGAUGCUCUACGGGAGAUUUCGGAUCUCGCCGCACAGAUUCAAGAGGCCAAGCUCAGUGGCUCCUCGGCUGAGCCGGUGCCCCCAGAGUCACCAACGACGGUGGAGACGCCUGUUGAACGGCCCUUGGACCACUCGCCUGGGCCAUACCGGCGUCGUAUGACAGGAGGGCGAUCACGUGAAUCGUCCAUGGGCGAGCCUCAAAUCAACUCUGCAGGCCGCCGCCUUUUUUUCCGGCAAGCGGCCUCGGCAGAAUCGCUCCAUGCGAGGUCGCUUUCGCAAUCGCAAUCGCUAUCACAGGAGCUAUCCUCGGCGCACUCGCGCAAAACUUCCUUUUCAACCAGUAGUUCGCAUUCGCCAUCAAAUUCCUACUCGUCGUUCCUGGCUCCGCAUUCGCGUCCGAAUUUAUCCAUUACUCUCCCUCCGCCCGUCAUGUCGCCAGGCCUCAACGAGCGUUCGGUGAGCAGUUUAGAGAAGGAGAUCAUGAGAUUGCAGGAGGUUUUGAAGGAGCGGGAAGCGGAGAUUGCUGUGCUGGAGGUGUCGUUGAAGGAAUCGCAGACGCUAACGCACGGCGACGCUACUGCCAUAUCCGCCAAUGGCACGGCCUUCUCGGGUGCUGCGACGGAACCUGUCGCUUCUCCCGGUUCUGCCUCGUCACCAACGUUGGCUGACUUGCAUCUUUCCCCCAAGACCAUCAGCCAGUUUGACAAUAUCCGCAAGAUCAUGAACCACGAACCACCGAGGAGUGCGACGAGCGACUCGGAAUCGGAUCCAAACGACCGUUCUGUGUUUUCUGAGCCGGACGAGUCGCUUGAGCGAUUGAACGAGCUGAUGCUAUCCAUGGCCGCUAAAGAGUCUGCACAUCGGGAGAUUGUUGAUAGCCUCAACACCCAGCUUGCCCAGGUCCGCCGACAACAUGAUGAUCUGACUGCCCUUUCGCGUGACCAGGCCUCAAACAUGUCCACUGAGAUCGAAGUACUGCAGACGAAGCACAGCGACGUCGUGGCGUCUCUUGAGCAAGCCAAGGAGCGUGAAGCUGAACUGGUUGACUCGCUAGACAAAGCUGUGCAAAGCCACCAAGUGGCGCUCGAACAGUUGGCCACCCAGCUCGACGAGGCCCGUACCGCCCACGACGCAGCGGUUCAGCAGCAUGCAAAGCAGAUGCAAGAACGCGAAACUGCUGCGAGCGAGGUGCUUGCCGACGUGCAGAAGCAACACGAGAGCGCUGUGAACAGGCUAGCUUCCGAGCAUGCUGAGGCUCUGAAGCAGAAAGAGGCCCAAGCCUCUGCUGCCUUGCAGACGACGGAGGAGGAGUACUACAAUGCUCUGACGAAACUCCGUGCGGAUCAUGCCGCACAGGUCGAGACCCAUUCCGCGGAAACUGCUGCUGCUCUGGAUCGUCUCCGGGAAGAACAUGCCAGCCAGUUACGGAUUGCUGAGAUUGCACGGGAGGGGUCGCUAUCCGAGUCGCAGUCGUCCAAGGAUCUCGCGUUGAAAGAGCUGCAAGAUGCCCAUGCUGCUGCGGUUGCCACGAAGGAGGCCUCAUUCGCUGAAGAGCUCAAGGAUCUCAAGACUGAGCACAGUCGCGCGCUGACCACCAAGGAGGAAGAUCACGCUCUGGAAAUGGACAAGUUGCGGUCGUCACACGAUGGGCUCCUGGCCAAGCUGAAAGAGGAGUGGCGCGUCGAGGCCGAGCAGCUCAAUUCCGCUUUGGCUGCCAUCAAGGAGGAAUCGAGCCAAGCAGCGGCGAGAUCGAGUUCUGAGUUGGAGAAGACUGUCCAAUCGCAUCAAGAGGGUCAAGCUGCACUUUUGAACGACAUCGAACAGUCUCAUGUCCAAGAACUUGCCAAGCUCGAGGCUGACCACAAGUCCGCUCUUGGUGCUGCCUCGACCAAGGCUGAAGAAGCCGCGGCUGCUCUGGUUGCGAGUCAUGCCCUCGAGAUGGCUUCGCUGAAGACCCAGCACGAGGAGAGCAUUACUGAACUCAACAACUCUAUCGCUGAGAUGCAGACUCAGCACCAAGAUGCAUUGGAGGGGUUGAGAACGCGCCACGAACAAGCACUUUCUGACGAACGGAACCGACUUAACGCAACUUUGGAGCAGCUCAAGUUGGAUCACGCCAAGGAGAUUGAGACCUUGCGCAAGGACCGGGAUCUGCUUGCCAAGGAGAUCGACUCUCACAGGUCGGCUUCGGAACAGACGAGACGGGCUCAUCAGCGGACUAUGACCGAGGAGAAGACUGCGCAUGAGCAGAGUUUGGCGGAGAAGACGAGCUGGGUAACUGGUCUGGAGAGUCAGCUUUCGACCAUGGGUGCCGAGCUUGCUGAGAAGACGGCUCGGGUCUCUGGAUUGGAAAGCCAGCUGUCUGCCGCGGGUUCUGAGCGUGCCGAGUUUGAGGCGAGGGUCUCUGCGCUUCAGGCCGAACUUGAACAGGCCAAGAGCGAUCACUCCGGAGCGCUUGAGAUGAAGCAGUUCGAGUCAGAGCAUCAGUUGACCGCUUUGCGGGCGGAGCUGGAUCAAGCCAAGAGCGAGCACUCGUCCUCUCGAGGUGCACUGGAUUCCGAUAUAGCAGCCUUACAACUCAAACAUUCCGAAUCCGACGCUCGCGUGACGAUGCUGGAAGCGGAACUGGAGCGAGUCAAGAGCGAUCAUUCUUCUGCGCAGGGUGCGCUCGAUACUGAUCUGGCGGCGCUGCAAGCCAAGCAUUCCGAAUCUGAGGCUCGGGCGGCAGCACUAGAAGCUGAAGUGGCGGAACACUCCUCUGCCCGGGGUGUCCUCGACUCUGAUCUGGCUGCUCUGCAAGACAAGCAUGCUGCGUCAGAGGCGCGGACAUCCGCGCUCGAAUCCGAAUUGGAGCAGAUCAAAUCGGAGCAUUCGUCUUCUCGCGAGGCCCUCGAGGCCGAGCUGGAGCAGCUGAGGAUGUCUCACUCUCAGAUUGGAACUGAACGGGAUCACUUCGAGUCCGAGAUGAUGCGACUUCGCGCCGAGCUGGAUCGAACGCGCAACGAGCAGUCUGCUCUGAUCCAGGAAGCGUCGAAACGCGAGUCACUCGUUCGAGAGCUCGAGCAGCAUCAGUCGGUGCUUGCUGACAUGCAGGACAACUUGCAGCGAGUCAAGGACGAGAAGGAUGUGCUGCAGACGGAGAAGAGCAAGUCCGAGUCGCUGAUUCGGGAGUUGCAGGCGCAGGUGCUUGCCCGCAGUUCCUCGCCGCCCAAUGGGCGACCGGGCAAUGAGCGGUCGUAUUCGAGGUCAACGAUGCCAGCAAUGAAGCUUCCGCCGCCGACACCACCGCCGUCCGUCCCGCCACCUCCAGCACCUCGAACGAAUGGCGACGCCACGUAUAGCACAUCGUCGCAUGGGUCGUCAUCGAGAGAUUCUCAGCCCGACAGCCCUUUGACGUCGAUCGGACCCUCUCUGAAUAGCGUCGACACUUCCAAAUCGACCGCUAAGAUCGAGGCGCAGGCGAAGCAGCUCGACGAGCAGGAGGUGAUGAUUAAAACUCUGAACAAGCAGCUCACACACUGCGAGAGUGAUCUCCAGACGCACAUGGAUCUCGUCAGCACCCUGGAGACGUCACUCGGUGACUCGGAGAAGAAUCUCCGCAAAGCUCGAAUGCAUGCAACCGAGCUCGCAAGAGAACGAGACACCCUGAAUAGCAAACUAGAAUCGCUCCGGGGUGAACUGGACACGGCCAAACGGGAGGUUGUGUCCGUGCGGAAUUCCGUUGUGCAGGAGAAGCAGUCGUUGGAGCAGCGAUUAGAUGAGGAGCGGAAGGCCAAGGAGCGGGCGAGACAGCAGAUGGAUAUGCGCGUGGAUGAGUUGCAGAGGCGGAAAUCCAAGUUCUCCUGCCUAUAACCGCUUAUCCGAGGGCCCUCCUCUCAUCAUCCCAUGCUCGUUGCUUACGUCUGUCACGCCCCAUAGUGUUAUGGCUGGCGCUCACGCUCAUUCACGUAUUCUUAUCUGUUUCCGGUACCUUAGCGUUUUACAAUAGCUGCAGUUUUCUCCUGCUUCAUACCCUAGUAACACUGUGACUCUGUAUCUCUCCACUAUGUCUUAGGAUGCCUAUACAAGUAUAUUCACA